UUAACGAAAGCAUCAUGCCUGAACCAGCAAAGUCCGCUCCCAAGAAGGGCUCAAAGAAGGCCGUCACUAAGACCGCGGGUAAAGCAGGAAAGAAGCGCAGGAGGUCCAGAAAGGAGAGCUACGCUAUCUACGUCUACAAGGUGCUGAAGCAGGUUCAUCCUGACACCGGGAUCUCCUCCAAGGCGAUGGGCAUCAUGAACGCUUUCGUCAACGACAUCUUCGAGCGCAUCGCCGGUGAGGCGUCUCGUCUCGCUCACUACAACAAGCGCUCCACCAUCACUUCCCGAGAGAUCCAGACCGCCGUGCGUCUGCUGCUGCCCGGGGAGCUGGCCAAGCACGCCGUGUCUGAGGGCACCAAGGCCGUCACCAAGUACACCAGCUCCAAGUAGAGCUUCAGCUGAUCCACGAACCCAAAGGCUCUUCUAAGA
Messenger RNA from Sinocyclocheilus anshuiensis, 428 nucleotides. RefSeq names its product histone H2B-like. The transcript is spliced from 2 exons. NCBI's taxonomy places the organism in Eukaryota, Metazoa, Chordata, Actinopteri, Cypriniformes, Cyprinidae. The record is from RefSeq and is a predicted model, not a curated record. The coding region runs from base 15 to 389 and encodes 124 amino acids. Gene Ontology annotation, cellular component: nucleosome. Gene Ontology annotation, molecular function: protein heterodimerization activity; structural constituent of chromatin; DNA binding.